Molecule: messenger RNA, 1572 nt
Organism: Orbilia oligospora ATCC 24927
Lineage: Eukaryota; Fungi; Ascomycota; Orbiliomycetes; Orbiliales; Orbiliaceae
Exons: 3
Coding region: 1-1572 (523 amino acids)
Biological process (GO): protein ubiquitination; mitotic spindle assembly checkpoint signaling; negative regulation of septation initiation signaling
Cellular component (GO): ubiquitin ligase complex; cytosol; cell division site
Molecular function (GO): protein binding; ubiquitin protein ligase activity
Source: RefSeq, a predicted model, not a curated record
AUGGCUCCAACUUCAAUCGUGCCUGCCCCCCAGCUAGCCGCUUCUACAUCUCCACCUCUCUCGCCGCAGACUACAUCCCCAACUUCCACCCGCUCCCGGAUACGAGCAUUCAACUAUCUUCGCGGCCAUCACCAUUCCAAUACUCCCACUCCCGUUCCUCCUCCUCCUCCGUCAGCUGUUGCUGGUGCUCAGGGUGCUUCUGCUAUGACGACGACAUCGACAUCGACUGUCCGGCAAGUUUCGACAAACUCCGGAUCCACAGAAGAUCAACACAACAGCAGUUCUACGAGUUCAUGGCUCCCUUCCGUCAGUAGCAUUCCCGGCCUUUCUCGAAGACCGUCUGCUCCGGUGGCUACUGAAUCUGUAAUUGCACACGACACUACGAGUCCUCUCUCCCAGAUCCGUACUGCUCCUCCUGCUACUCCAACAUCUCCUAUUACUACGACUAUUACUGCUCAAGCGAAUAGCAACGGCGGAAUCUCGUUAGGUCUUAACGGGGCCUCCGAGCACGCUGCUGCUUCUCCAACGAAUGGAAUGGCAACUUUACAAGUGCAAGGUACUAAUCCGGGUACUCUGAUAAGUGGGCUACCUGACGGAAAAGUCCCAUCGAUCCGAUUCGUGCCUCAUGUGGAUCCUAGAUCCACCCGUCGGCCUCAUACCUUUGCUCCUAUGGAGAGAUCGAUCAAGGCUAUCGGAGAGGUAGUUAAAGUCGGUAGAUUUAGCGACCGAGAUAACGGAAACCCCGUUGGUUUCAAGUCUAAAGUGGUAUCCCGACGGCAUUGUGAAUUCUGGUGGAGUGAUGGGUCCUGGUUCAUGAAAGACGUGGGAAGUAGCAGUGGUACAUUCCUUAACCAUGUCAGACUCAGUCAUCCGAAUACAGAAAGCAAACCCUACAUUGUUCACGAUGGGGAUGUUGUUCAACUUGGAAUCGACUUUAAGGGAGGCGAAGAGCUCAUCUUUAGAUGCGUGAAAAUGAAGCUCGAGUUGAACAGAGAUGCAAAAUCUAUUAACCAGUUUAAUGUCGCUGCACAUCGGAGGAUUCAGAAUUUGGGUAAACCUUCCGUGAAUAAGGGAACGGGAAGUGAUUCCCAUGCGGGCGAGUGUGCUAUAUGCCUUUUAAACAUUGCACCUUGCCAACCGCUCUUUGUCGCUCCGUGCUCACAUGUGUGGCACUACAAGUGCAUUCGGCCAAUUAUCGAAACGACUUAUCCGAUUCUUUCUUGCCCGAAUUGCCGUGAAAUCGCAGAUCUUGAGGCUGACAUUGAAGAACCGACAGAUGAGAAUUGGGAAGAUCUAGAUAAAGUAAAAGACGACUCGGCAAACGAGUCGUCAGGAAAGGCUGAUGAUGCCGCACAGCUUGCUACAGGAGAACAGGUAGAGGAUCGAGCAAAGACACCACAGCCGGAGGACCCAGCAGCCACUGCUACCGAAACCGCACCAAUGCAUAUUCGGCUGCCCGCCGUGGAUACUCUUGUGACAAAUGGUGGGGAUGCUGCCACUGACCCGGCGAAUCAAACCCCGAGGAACAACGCCGGCCCCUUCGUUUUGAACGGUACAACCGGCAGAAUGUGA